Messenger RNA from Musa acuminata AAA Group (dessert banana), 686 nucleotides. RefSeq names its product glycine-rich cell wall structural protein. Lineage: Eukaryota; Viridiplantae; Streptophyta; Magnoliopsida; Zingiberales; Musaceae. The record is from RefSeq and is a predicted model, not a curated record. The transcript has a single exon. Bases 137 to 541 code for a protein of 134 amino acids.
AGCUGUCUUCCUUUACUCUUCUCUCUCCUGCCACUACAUCCCUGCUUGCUUUACAAGACUGCGGACUCCAUUCUCCUCCCAGAAUUCCAAGCUGAAGCAGUAGAAGAACCAACACAGAGAGCAGAGAGAAGAGAGAAUGGAGAAAACUAGCCUUCUCCUCGUCCUCGUCCUCGUCCUUGCCACCGCGGACGACCUGGAAGCGGAGCUCCCCAAGGGCAAGGGCCACGGCGAAGACGACGAUGGAGCCGGCAUCCCCUGGUUCGGGGCCGACCCGGGCAGGUUCUUCGGCCACGGCAGCCGGUUCCACGUCCCGGCCGGGAUCGGUGGCGGGUGGGGCGGCGGCUUCGGCGGGUACGCGCGCGGUGGCGUGGUUCGGCCCUCCGUCGUCUGCUCCGAGAAGGGGCCCUGCCACAAGAAGCGGGUGACCUGCCCAGACAGUUGCUUCACCUCCUUCAGCCGCUCCGGCAAGGGAUACGGCGGUGGAGGCGGCGGCGGCGGGUGCACCAUCGACUGCAAGAAGCGGUGCACCGCGUACUGUUGACCGCGGAGCCUCAGCCACCACGUGUCGCGGGCUCCCCUCUAGUAAUAUGGUAAUGCCGUGUAACUCUAAUGACAGUUGUAUAUAUAUAUAUAUAUAUAUAUAUAUAUAUGGAUGAAUAAAAAGAGGAACUUAUCGUACUUAAUAA